Sorex araneus (European shrew) is the source of this 3153-nucleotide messenger RNA. RefSeq names its product sirtuin 3 (gene SIRT3). NCBI's taxonomy places the organism in Eukaryota, Metazoa, Chordata, Mammalia, Eulipotyphla, Soricidae. The record is from RefSeq and is a predicted model, not a curated record. The transcript has 7 exons. Gene Ontology annotation, molecular function: NAD+ binding; histone deacetylase activity, NAD-dependent. The coding region runs from base 352 to 1290 and encodes 312 amino acids.
CGUGACCCCGAGGACAAGGUCGCGUCCGGCUGUGGCGGACCAUGGCAUGGCGCUGUGGGCUCGGCCUCUGGUUCCAGUGCUCAGGCUCUGGGGCCUUGGAAGUGAGCGGGCGUGGGCCCGUGUGCCUCGGUUGGUUCUGGUGCCCUCCGGGGGUCGGGGGCUAGGCCGGGGAGGGUGAGUGGCCAGCCGGUCAGUGCCCAGUGUGGGUCCCGGCGUGCCCCGGCCUGGAAGCCCACCUGCACUCCGCGUCCCUCUGGGUUCCCGGGCGCGCCCGCCUCUCCUCAGGGCCGCCUUUCCCGCGACCUGCCGUCUCGCCCGUCUGUAAGGACUUCCAAAACCGCCUCCCUUGACAUGACUCCAGUGGUGAUUAGUGUUUCAGGAGGAAGAAAGUCCAUUUGUUUUUCUGCCAGUGCUUCAAGCUUCUUUGGAAGUGGAGGUGACAAUAAGAAGGAGAAACUUUUCCUGGAGGAUAUAGCUAAGCUCAUUCAAACCAGAGCUUGCCAAAGGGUGGUGGUCAUGGCAGGGGCUGGUAUCAGCACAGCAAGCGGCAUUCCAGACUUCAGGUCUCCAGAGAUUGGUCUUUACAGCAAGCUCCAGAAGUAUGACAUCCCAUACCCCGAGGCCAUUUUUGAACUCAGUUUCUUCUUUCACAAUCCCAAGCCAUUCUACACUUUGGCCAAGGAGCUAUAUCCUGGGAACUAUAGGCCUAAUGUUACUCACUACUUUCUCCGGCUGCUCCAUGACAAGGGAUUACUUCUGCGGCUGUACACACAGAACAUCGAUGGGCUUGAGAGAGUGGCUGGCAUCCCUGCCUCAAAGCUGGUUGAAGCUCAUGGAACCUUUGCCACUGCCACCUGCACGGUCUGCCAAAGAAACUUCCCAGGGCAAGACUUUUGGGCCGAUGUGCUACAAGACAGGAUUGCCCACUGUCCCAUCUGUACUGGCGUCAUAAAACCGGACAUUGUGUUCUUUGGGGAGCAGCUGCCACAGAGGUUCUUCCUGCAUGUGACUGACUUCCCUAUGGCAGAUCUUCUUAUCAUUCUUGGGACAUCCCUGGAGGUGGAACCUUUUGCCAGUUUGUCUGAGGCUGUGUGGAGAUCAGUGCCCCGAUUGCUCAUCAACAAGGACGUGGUGGGGUCCUUUGCUUGGGGUCCUCGAAGCAAAGAUGUGAUACAGCUGGGAGAUUUGGUUCAGAGUGUGGAAAAGCUGGUGGAGCUUUUGGGGUGGACGGAAGAGCUGCGGAACCUUAUCCAGCAGGAAACCGGAAAGCUCAACGGACAGAACAGAUAAGAGUGAUGGCUGCCUUCCCUGUCACCACAAAUGGGGUCACAAUCCAUCUCUGAGAUCUUGUGCAAGAACAAUGUGGGAAGAUGCACAGUAAUUGGCUGGAUCAGAUCCCAGGGUCUGAGGACUACAGUAUGCAACACUGGUGGAAUUCCUUCUCUAGAAACAAGUUGUGCUGGCUGUAGUUGUCUUUGCCCAAGGCCACCCAGGUCACAGAGGACUGCCAAUUUGCUCCUCUAACUCUUCACCUGGCUAUAGCUCUUGAUGCAGGAAGCUUUCUUCUGAUGGUGUCCUUCUUUAACUUUGACCAGAAUUCCAGACUUAUGUUUCCGCUGUGUUCAGGUCCAUCUAAAGAACAGUUUAGCAUAUUAAAAAGACCCAGUCUUGGGGCCAGAGUGAUUGUACAGCAGGUAAGGUAUUUGCCUUGCAUGCGGCAGACCUGGGUUUGAUCCCCAGCAUCCUAUAUGGUUCCGCCAGCAAAGCCAGGAGGAACCCUGAGCAUUGCUGGGUGUGACCCAAAAAGCAAAAAUAAAUAAAAGACGCAAUAUCAGGCUGGAGCGAUAGUACAGCAGGCAGAGCGUCUGCCUUGCACACGGCCGACCCAAGUUUGAUCCCCAGCAUCCCAUAUGGUCCCCCAAGCACCGCCAGGAGUAAUUCCUGAGUGCAGAGCCAGGAGUAACCCCUGUGUAUUGCUGGGUUGUGACCUAAAAAGCCAAAAAAUACCCAGUCAACAUAUGCUUUGGGUUCAGAAUCCCCAGCACCACAUGGUUCGCCUGUGCACUGGCAGUGGUGGCCCCAAAACAAAUACAGAAAGGCUUACCUGUUGAGACAGAUCCCAUUUUAGGCUGAUGAGGUCCCGAAGUAUGGUCCUCAGUCCCAAUUAAUGCAGCAUGUGGAUCACCUUGGUAGGGCUUUUUUUUUAGCACUACUGAUGUCUGAACCCAGAUACUAAUAUACACGCCAGGCAAGUAUGCUGUCACUAUGAGCCAUACCCUGACCCUCGUAGGGAUAUUUUCAUUGUCACUGUCACUGUCAUCCCAUUGCUCGAUUUGCUCGAGUGGGCACCAGUAACGUCUCCAUCUUGAGGCUUGUUGUUACUGUUUUUGGCAUAUCGAAUACACCACAGGAUUGGUGUGGUGUAUUCGAUCACACAGGAAGCUUGCCAGGCUCUGCCGUGCAGGCAAGAUACUCUCAUUAGCUUGCCGGGCUCUCCGAGAGGGGCGGAGGAAUAGAACCCGGGUCAGCUGUGUGCAAGGCAAACGCCCUACCGCUGUGCUAGAGGAGAGAAUCAAGGAGAAUCAGGAAGAAAGAAUCCAGGAGGAAUCAAGCAGAAUCGGGAGGAGGAGGAAGAAUAGAUAAUCAGGUAGAAUCAGGGGAAGGAGAAUCAGAAGAAAAUGGAGAUGAGAUUGGAAUAAACUGCAACAGAUCCCAAUCAGCCAGGCCCUCAUUUCCUCCUUCGUCGAUCCAUGGCCAGUGGCCGUCCUGGGUGGGGGAAGCAGCGCCAGACCACCGAAUGCAGGUGGUAAGAGAGAGAGCCACGGGAUUCGAAUUUAAUUUUUAUAGUUUUAAUUUUUUUGCUUUUUGGGGUCAUACCUGGCAAUGCUCAGGGAUUACUCCUGCUCAUACAUUCAGGAAUUACUCCUGGCGGUGCUCGGGGGACCAUAUGGGAUGCUGGGAAUCAAACCCGGGUUGGCCGUGUGCGAGGCAAACACCCUACCCGCUGUACUAUCGCUCCAGUCCCGGGAUUCGAAUUUAUUUUUUGAAUAAACACUAAGGGCCGGCUACCCCCAAGCAUUAGACUCUGGAUUUUCUCCCAGCCAUGUACUUUUGGCAUGAAAUAGUUUGAUACAAAAAUGAAGCAGUCUUUUA